Molecule: messenger RNA, 1469 nt
Organism: Lactuca sativa (garden lettuce)
Lineage: Eukaryota; Viridiplantae; Streptophyta; Magnoliopsida; Asterales; Asteraceae
Product: transcription factor MYB44
Biological process (GO): regulation of DNA-templated transcription
Cellular component (GO): nucleus
Molecular function (GO): DNA-binding transcription factor activity, RNA polymerase II-specific; RNA polymerase II cis-regulatory region sequence-specific DNA binding
Source: RefSeq, a predicted model, not a curated record
UCCAUCUUUCUUUCGUUCUAUAUUCAAAAAUUCUAUCUCAUAAGUCAUAAUAAGUUCCUGAAAUCAGUCGGUUUUGAUUUUGAUUCUAAAAUGUUUAUGGGUUGUAAUACUCCGAAGAAGGAUAUGGAUCGGAUCAAAGGUCCAUGGAGUCCUGAAGAGGACGAGUUGCUUCAACAGCUUGUUGAGAAACAUGGUGCGAGAAAUUGGUCGUUAAUUGGGAAAUCUAUACCUGGUAGAUCUGGGAAAUCGUGUAGGUUACGGUGGUGUAACCAGCUGUCGCCGCAGGUGGAACACCGUGCGUUUACGCCGGAGGAAGACGAGACGAUUCUUCGUGCUCAUGCUCGGUUUGGGAACAAGUGGGCGACGAUUGCUCGGUUGUUGUCAGGUCGGACUGAUAACGCCAUUAAAAACCAUUGGAACUCGACGUUGAAGAGGAAGUGUUCUUCGAUGACGAAUGAAGAGUUUAGUGAGUUUGCUAUUCAACAGCCUUCGUUGAAAAGAUCUGUUAGUGCUGGUUCGGCGGUGGCUGUUUCUGGUCGUUAUUUGAAUCCCGGUAGUCCGUCUGGAUCUGACGUCAGUGAUUCCAGCGUUCCGGCGAUUUCGUCGUCGCACGUCUACCGGCCAGUCGCUAGAACAGGAGCGGUUGUUGCUCCGCAAAUCGAAGUAGCAACGUCUUCUCCUCCGCCUCCGCCUCCGCCGCUUCAAACGAAAGAUCCUCCGACUUUAUUAAGUCUCUCGCUUCCUGGAGUCGAAAAUGAAGAGUCUACAGCUGCUCCGACGCCGAUGCAGUUAAUGCCGCCAUCGCCGGUAGCAAGUCCUUUACCACCUCCGCCUCCACCUCCGCCAGUUCCUAUCCAUGCUAUGCCGUUGCGGCAGGUCCCAGUCGAUCGUUACAAAAACAUAAACCUAAACAACGCAGACCUCAUGUCAUCGAUUCCGAUGGCGAUUUCCUCCGCGAUGCAUCAGCUUAAGGUAUCUCAAAAUCCGGUAACAGAAGUAGAUCAACAGGAUAAGGGUUUCACGCCGUUCAAUGCAGAGUUUUUGUCUGUAAUGCAAGAGAUGAUAAGAACAGAGGUCAGGAAUUACAUGACAGGAGUCGAACAAAAUAACCACCACCAACGAUCCGGAGAGGGUGGCGGAAUGUGCAUGAAACAGGCGGCGAAUGGCGGUGGCGAUGGGUUUAGGAACGCAGCGGUGGUGAAGAGAAUCGGCAUUAGCAAGAUCGAUUAGAAGUAGAUUUGUUGAUAGGUGAUGAUCGGAGAAGGCGCCCUGAAAUCUUGAAAAAUUGAGACGAUGAUCGGAGAAAGGGCAAAACAAAAACAAUCUUUGUUAUAUUUCUCUAUUUGUUAAUUAUAUAAAAUAUGCCCAAAAAAAGAAAAAAAAAAUAAUCAUGUACAGGGGUAAUCUUGAAAAUGUAAGAGCAACAGAGGGUAAAAUGGAGAUUAUAAAAACCUUCUUUUUAGAUCUAA